This is a messenger RNA of Lepisosteus oculatus (spotted gar), 340 nucleotides long. Lineage: Eukaryota; Metazoa; Chordata; Actinopteri; Semionotiformes; Lepisosteidae. The record is from RefSeq and is a predicted model, not a curated record.
UAUAUUGGUGCUCUGCUUUCUUUCAGAGACUGAGAAAGAGCAGCUUCUCGGUGAAUGGGGCAGAAUGAUCGACGCUGCAGUGGACGUGACGCUGGAUCUGAAGACGGCACACCCCCUCCUGAAGCUGACCCCUGAUGGGAAGAAAGUCCGGGACGCGCUGGAUCCUGACCCGGCCCGGCCCGACAGUCCUAGGCGGUUCCGCCACCACACCUGUGUCCUGGGCUGCGAGGGCUUCUCCUCGGGCCGGCAGUACUGGGAGGUGUGCCUGGAGCAGAAGCAGUCCUGGUGGGUGGGCGUGAUGGCGGAGUCGGCCUGGGAGAAGCAGGAUAAAGCACUUUGA